Messenger RNA from Kuraishia capsulata CBS 1993, 1530 nucleotides. RefSeq lists its product as uncharacterized. The coding region runs from base 1 to 1530 and encodes 509 amino acids. Lineage: Eukaryota; Fungi; Ascomycota; Pichiomycetes; Pichiales; Pichiaceae. The record is from RefSeq and is a predicted model, not a curated record. The transcript has a single exon.
AUGGCGGAAAGGAGCUUGAGACAUAGCAAAGAGUUUACGCUGCCCCGAUCGUUUAUAGACACGUAUUUCAGUGUGAUCAAACACGUGGAUCACCAAGAGGUGUUGACUUACCCCAUUCCAGCCAAGUUCCAACAGGAGAAUCUGGAUGUAUUGGACCAAUCGCUUUGGGAAUUUGUUGAGGCCAAGCCGGAUUAUGCAAAGACGACGAUAGCAGAUAAACGCGCGAAGCAGGCUUACAAGAGUGUGGCUUCGAUAGUAUCUGACCUGAAAGUGGCAUCCAUACUCAAGAUUGUCGAACUACAACGCGGGACUAAAGAAUAUAUUCAGGUGGACUCGUUCUACCAAUUUGCUGUUCGUUUGCUUUUCAAGGAGUGUCUACAAUUGCAGUUCGAUCUAAAAGCAUUCGAGACAACGGCUGACGAUCUUUCGCGGUUUGAGCUUCAGCUGCUGAAAGAUUACCAGGAUGUGGUUGGCGAGUUCACCAACGCUAACGGCGAAUCCAUCAAUGUGAUGCGUGACAGCAAUUUUCCCCUGUUCACCUCGUUAGAUCAAAGGUCCAGCCUUGACCCCAGAGAUUCGAUUGUGGGACAGCCUUUCAAGACCGUUAAGAUUGUUCCAUUGGUGAACUCAAUCCAGUCCGUCACAUUGGGUCAACUAUCUCCAUUUAACCCAAAAACGCAGCAGCAUCCAGCCUCUGCUCCUACAGAUUUGCUAAGCCAGUUUUUUCAUCCUAACUGGUUCGGACUUCCCAUUGGCCAUUGGAUACGCGGAGACUUGUAUGGGAGCUUUGCACCAUUCGUUGAUGACGGAAAGACCUGUAUUAGUUUUGAGAUGAGAGGGAUCACAUGGUUGGAACAGAUCGGCUUCAGGAAACUAGCUGAGGAGGAUGUUGAGGAUGAUAUUGAGGAGGAGGAGGAGGAGGAGGAGGAAGAGGAGGAAACUGGAGACGAUGCGAACGGUAAAGACUCCGAAAUGGUGGAUGCCGAUUUUGUUGAGAAAGAGACGGAAUCCGGUGGUGCUGUGGCGACUGUGGAUACUUCAAAAGAAAGCGUUCCCGAGAUCGCAGAAGCUGCAGAAGAGAUAAUCCCUGAGAUCGCAGAAGAGCCUGUCGAUAACUCGUUGAAUGAUAACGUCAAAAUCAAGUUAGAAAACGUGCUGUGCUGGCAUCCACAAAACAAGAUCCAUCCAGACGAGAAACAUGCGAUCUCCAAAAAGCAAGAGCUGAGACUCAUCAACAAGCUAUUGAUCGAUCUGCACAAACUGAGACAGGAACGAUUCAAGGCCAGCGGCGCAGUCAACGUGUCGAACCCAACAAAGGCUCUGGAGCCCUCGUUGAAGGAGCGCGAAACUUAUCACAAACUACAGAGACUGCUGAGAACAGUGAUCCAGACUAGAGGCAUACGGCCAAGCCAGCUGGGGAUUGUCAGCGGCAAGUUGCCCGUCCUGCAGACAAACUACAUAGGCACGCUGCCAUCGCCCGUGGUUAACUCCAAGAGAUUGGUUAAUGUGAGCAAGAAGAAGAGACGGUGA